This is a messenger RNA of Rhipicephalus microplus (southern cattle tick), 1227 nucleotides long. RefSeq lists its product as uncharacterized. Lineage: Eukaryota; Metazoa; Arthropoda; Arachnida; Ixodida; Ixodidae. The record is from RefSeq and is a predicted model, not a curated record.
AAGCCUCUGCUCCUCUAAGAGACCAGAACCACCACCAUGCUGCACGCCUGCAUCAUCCUCGCCAUGACCACCAGCGCUCUUGCUGGUCACGUUGGCCACCUUGCUGGAGGCUACACCCUCCCCAAUAACCUCGGUUAUGGCCUUGGCUAUGGUAGCCUUGGUUAUGCCGGUCUUGGAUACGGUGGUCUUGGUCUCUCACACUACGGGCUUUCCCAUGGCGUUGGAUAUUCCGGUCUUACUGGCUACGGUGCCGGCUACGGAUACGGCUACACGCCAGCCGCCAGCUAUGCUGUCGCUGCCCCAGCCGUCACCCGUACCGUCUCCACCUACCACGCCACUCCCGCUGUGACCGCUGUGCACGCUGCCCCAGCUGUUGCUGCUGUGCACGCUGCUCCAGCCGUUGCUGCUGUGCAAGCUGCUCCAGCCGUUGCUGCUGUGCAAGCCGCUCCAGCCGUGACCGCUGUCCACGCUGCCCCAACUGCCACCACUUAUGCCGGCUACGGAUACAGUUAUGCGCCAGCCGCAAGCUAUGCUGUCGCUGCCCCAGCCGUCACCCGCACUGUCUCCACCUACCAUGCCGCCCCAGCUGUGACCGCUGUGCACGCCGCACCAGCCGUAGCUGCUGUGCAAGCUGCUCCAGCCGUGACUGCUGUCCACGCUGCCCCAACUGUAGCCACUUAUGCCUCGGCACCAGCUGUCAACUACGCUGCCGCCCCAGCUGUAACCAGGGUUGUCCAGCAGUCCGCUCAGGUUGUUGCUGCUGCCCCAGCUGUCGCCACCUAUGCUGCUACCCCAGCUGUGACCACUGUCCACGCUGCUCCUGCUGUAACUACCGUUCACGCUGCGCCAGCUCUUGCUGCCGUCCAUGCGGCCCCAGCUGUGGCUGCUGUCCACGCUGCUCCCGCUGUCGCUACCUACGGUGUGGCCCACUCUGUUCCAGCCGUCGCUACCUACGAUGUGGCCCACUCUGUCCCACUCUACUAUGGUUACGGAGUCGGUUCUCUGGGCUAUGGUGCCGGUCACUAUGGUUAUGGCCACGGUCUCCUCGGCUACGGCCUGAACUACGGCUAUGGUCUUGGCUCUCCUCUGAGUUACGCCACCCUUCUGCGCAAAAAGAAGUAAAUGGCGCUCUUCUGAGCCCUUCCGCAGAACUCCUCGAUAGUGAACCAGACUUGAAGCCUGCACUGAAGUAUGUUGAAUAUGGGAUAAUAAAAGUCUUGCACAGUA